GAUUGUUUCAUAAUAUAUCGAUACUCGAUUAUCCAAAUCGAUUGUCACGGGUCGAUUAAUCCAAUCGAUAUUUUUUCGUCAAGAUCUUUUCCCGAGAGGUUAUUUCAAAUAAACAAAUUAUUUAUAACCUGUGGCUCGUAAAAAUUUUUUAAAAUUAUAAUGUUCAGUAUUUUAUGGGUUUCUAUGAAGCCAUGAAUAUUCCAACGCCAAAGCUGAGAUUUUUCUGAAUUAGUCGAUCCGAUCCAAUUCCACCAAUCCAUCAUUUUUCGCUGAAAGUUUGUGUCUGCGUCAGAGAUAAUAGGAGAGAUCAGGGUCCGGAUUUGGGAUCAUUUUUUGGAGAGACCAGCACUAAUUAUUCAAAACCGACUAUCUGACGCUCAAGACCUUAUUUGCUGGACGGAUUUUGAAGCUGUAGUACACUAUCUGCGUGUAUAAUAGCAUUUUAUACAUCGAUAUGAUAAUAUAUUUCAAUGAAUACAUAUUCCAUUCUAACCUCAAUAAUUAAAUGAGUCAAGUAGCUGCAGGUUGAAAACAUGCCACGAAGAUCUCAACGGUUACGAUCGAGUUCUUUUGUAGUAUUAGACUCUGACGAGGAAGCAGGCCCAUCGAAUGCACCUCGAAGAAGUCCAAUUGCAAGUCAGAGAUCCCAGAGACAUAAUGACGAUGAUACCGAUGAGGAACCAGCAACUCAAUCGCAGCGACGAGGAGCUGAAUUACCUGAAGAUGAAGAGAAUCACGAGCUUGGAACCCUGUUGAAAUUCCUGUUGUCUGCAGCAUCAAGCAAAAAUGUUAUCAAGCAAGCAGAUAUCAAGACCUAUGGAAUGUCAUGCCAGGCUAAAUAUUAUCAGAGUCUCAUGGCUAAAGCCAAAGUAGUUCUACAUGAAAUCUUUGGAUACAACUUGAUCAACAUCGGUGGACAGAAGUGGAUCAUUGUGAAUGCACUUCCUCACAAUAAUAUUCGUGUGGAGGUUGAGGAUGUUCCUGCACAGACUCUGCUGUUCCUUGUGCUGUCACAUGUCUUCUUGUCCGGAGAACCAUGCGCAGAAGAUAAUUUAAUUCAGUUCCUGAAAGGCUUAAACAUUUGGAGAGAACAUGGUGGCCACCAUCCUUACUUCGGGAAUGUCGAGGAGAUGGUGCAAAAGACAUUCGUUCAGCAAAUCUAUUUGGUACGAUCUAAAGAAUCAAAGGGUGACAAUGAAAUGUAUGUGUACACAUGGGGUCGAAGAGCUACAGAGGAGUUCGAUCCUCGAUAUGUAUUGGAGUUCAUCAGCAAGGUAUACAAAGAUCGGCCAGCCAGCAGUUGGAACCUACAGUACCGAAAGGCUCAGGGAAUCAAAAAGUCAUAAUGACAACAACAGGAAAAAAUAUUGCAGCAAAACGAAGGACAAGAUAUUCAGCUGACGAAAAUCUCUCAUCAUU
Fopius arisanus is the source of this 1419-nucleotide messenger RNA. RefSeq names its product melanoma-associated antigen G1-like. The transcript is spliced from 6 exons. The coding region runs from base 534 to 1346 and encodes 270 amino acids. NCBI's taxonomy places the organism in Eukaryota, Metazoa, Arthropoda, Insecta, Hymenoptera, Braconidae. Gene Ontology annotation, cellular component: nucleus. The record is from RefSeq and is a predicted model, not a curated record.